Penaeus chinensis is the source of this 563-nucleotide messenger RNA. RefSeq lists its product as uncharacterized. The record is from RefSeq and is a predicted model, not a curated record. Lineage: Eukaryota; Metazoa; Arthropoda; Malacostraca; Decapoda; Penaeidae.
GCGUGGCGUGAUCUGGCGAGUGCAGGCGAGCGGCGCGGAACGUUGUCUUGAGUCAACGUACGAUACCAGUGCAACGUUCAUAAAAAGUGUGUAUGAGUAGUGACAGAAAGAGAAAGUGCAAACAUAUAUAUGGUAACACUGGAUUUAUAAAAGGCGGCGAUAACUUCUGAAUAAAAGAUGCAGAUGCUGGGGACGUGUGAAGAAGGGAGCCAGGAUGCCGGGGAGGAUGCCUUUACCCCGUUCUUUACUCCCCAACACUCGGCCAACUCCGCAUUCGUACUCCAAAACUCCCAGGACUCCGUGGAUGUGUACCACGAUGCAUUUUCUACUCUGCAACGUGUUCGCCUGAACUCUUUCGGGAGAUGCGAGAGAAAACGCCACUCCAGCCUUGGUACUGAACCAGUGGAGAUGCAGGUUGAGAUGGAACCCGUGGAAGACUCGACCGAAACAACCGGGAUGCUCCCGAAGAGCUGCGUGUGGGCCUCCAGCGGGUGAGGGAUGAGUUCAAGAUCGAAAAUCUGCGACUCCAGCACUCAGCGCCUCACCUUUUUGUCUCUUCACAG